Molecule: messenger RNA, 391 nt
Organism: Brassicogethes aeneus
Lineage: Eukaryota; Metazoa; Arthropoda; Insecta; Coleoptera; Nitidulidae
Source: the annotation of a GenBank genome assembly
AAACUUUAUAACCUCACUUUUUUGUUUUGAUUUUCUUGUCAAAAGUAAAAUUUUACUAAAAAUGAAGUGUAUUUUAUUGCAAGGUGCACCAGGAAUCGGAAAAACUACGUUAAUAAAAAAAGUCGUUGAAAAUAUUAAUAAAUCUGGAAUUACUGCUGAUGGAUUUUUUACUGAAGAAGUUAAAGUAGGACGGGGUAGAAUUGGCUUUGAUAUAGUAACUUUAAAAAAUGAACGAGGCAUAUUAGCAAGGAAAGGAUCUCCAAAUAAUUCUGCAAUAAAACUUCCCCAAGUGGGUCAGUACACUGUAUAUUUAAAUGAUUUUGAAAAAUUAGCUUUGCCAGUUUUCAACAAUGUAAGUUUAGGUAUGGGUAACAUAAAAAAAGUUUCAUAA